Molecule: messenger RNA, 462 nt
Organism: Rotaria sordida
Lineage: Eukaryota; Metazoa; Rotifera; Eurotatoria; Philodinida; Philodinidae
Source: the annotation of a GenBank genome assembly
AUGAAUGGGACAGUUUCGUUAACAUCACUUAAUCAACAAAAUGGUAAUAAAAUAUGUUGUAUUUGUUUGGAAAAAAAAUCAGUUGAUAUACCAAUAAUUAAUUGUGAUCAUCGAUAUGAAUUUUGUAAUGAAUGUAUAAUGCAAUGGUUUACAAUGAAAAAAUUAGAUUGUCCCAUAUGUCGAAAAGUUUGGCAAGAUAAAGAAUAUUCAGAUACAUCAAGUCAAAUUGAUAGUCAUUUAGCUGUUUCACUUGAAUCACUUUCAUCAUCAAUUAUUGAAAAUACUUAUCAACCAUCUGCAACUUAUUUCGGAAUGUUUUAUCCAACUAUAAGUACAUCACCGACAAGAGCUCGUCGACAAAUGUAUAGUGCAUUAAUUUGUUAUUUAUGUUCAUUUUUCGUUGUCAUUACUGUAUAUAUAGUUCUUAUAUUGUUUAGUAAAAAAUUUGAUCGUAAAGUUUAA